Prorocentrum cordatum is the source of this 1762-nucleotide messenger RNA. The record is from the annotation of a GenBank genome assembly. NCBI's taxonomy places the organism in Eukaryota, Dinophyceae, Prorocentrales, Prorocentraceae.
GGUCGAGAUGACAUGACCGCGUCGCGCGGAGCUCAUCACCGCAGCAAUCGUCUCCUACUCGUCGCCGCAUGUGUGAUUGGUCGCUCACUGAACCAUAGACGCGGCUGCGCUGUGCUUCCAGGGCCGUCGCCCUGGAGCUCCUGGGAAACCCGCGACGGACUCCGCGUCGACUCGCGCCGCCCCGAGUGGCACGGCCGCCUCGCUCGGCGGGCGGCGCUCGCGGGGGGCUCCGGCGACGAGCACGAGCGCGCCGAGUUCCUGGUCGCCCACGAGGCGAGGCACGGGCGCUGGGCGUACGAGGGCCUGGCGCAGGCCAUGUGCAACCGGGGGCACGCGGUCCACUUCCUCUCCCUGCCGCGCCUGGGCGACGACGCCCGGGCGGACGAGGCCGCGCUGGCCGGCGCCCUCGAGGCGGUGCGCGGGCUCCACGGGGCGGGGCAGCACCUGGUCGUGCUCGGCCACGGCCUCUCGGCCACGAGCCUCUGCAGGUGCCUCGCCGCCGCGGCGGACCCCGCCGCGCUCUGCGCCGCCGCCGUGCUCGCGGCGCCGUGGCCGCUGCGGGCCGGCGUGGAGCGCCAGGCCCUCGCGGCCGCGGCCGCGGCCGCGUCCGACGAGGGCCUGUGCCGGCGGCUGAUGUUCUCGCCCGGGGCGGCAGGCGAGGACGUGGCAUUCUGUGUGAGUGGCCUGCGCCUCUCGGAGCCGCUGGCCGACGAGGCCCCCGCCAGCGCGGCCGCGGCGCCCGCUCUGGAGCGGUGCCUGGCGGCCGGCAGCGCGCUGAGCGACCGCAUUCUGGUGGUGGGGGGCGGCGCGGACGCACUGGUGCCCCAGGAGGCCCUGGACGAGAUAGCCGACGCCUUCCUGGCAGGGGAUCCGAUCGUCAUGGAGGGCUGCGGACACAGCACCGCGGCCGGUUAGCUGGCCGCCCCGGGGGCCAGGGGGUCUGGGGCAACCAGGCACACCCUCAAGUUUGCAGGCACCAGAGUUCCUCCUUCCUCCUCCCGCCUUUCCCUCAUCCCACCUCCUCCGUUCUCCUUUCUCCCUGCUCCGCUUCUUUCUCCUCCUCCUUCUCCAUCUCCAGACUUGAUGGGUAUGGCGGCCUUUCGGCCUUCAAAGGCUUCAAAGCUUAUGUUUAAUAGCCAUGUUUUGAAGUGGUUGAAGCAUAAGGAAUUGUGUCGACGCGCGCGCGAGGCGUCGCGCGCGCUUGUGCCCCGCAUGCUGUCUGCUGCAAUCGGUACUUUGGAGAAAAAAUGUGUUAAAUUAACGCAUGCGCAUCGCAGAGAUUUAUUGGGUGGCGGUGUACAAUUCAUUUCUGAGGGCGAGCGAUUUUAUACACCGCCACCCUCUGUAAAAUCACAGAGGGAACUCGUCGGCGGGUGUCUGUGUACCUACCUUUCGUGGAGUAGCACUGGCCCCUUUCCUACGGACCGAGUUCUCGUCCAGAAGAUUGAAGGCCACCGGAAGCCGAAAAUUGUCGGAAGUGUGCCGUCUUGAUGUUUUCUCCACGCGGGGAUGUCAGGGCUGCCCCCGUGGGCCCCGCUGGGACUGGCCAGCCGGCCGCGGGCGCGGCCUGUUCCUGGACUCGCGAUCGUCCAAGGACGCGGCUGGCGUCGUCCUGGACUGGACGCGGCUCCUGUUCUCAUGCGGCUACCUCGCGUGAGAAAAGGCUCCGGCGGCGCGCACCGACGGGGUGGCGCGAGGGCGUCUCCGAGACAUGGUUUCUCCAUGUCCCCCACCAGGAAGCCGAUCUGCAUGUCAAGAGAAG